AUGGAUGAAGCUUCUCCUCUCAACGGCCAUGACCAUAGCCAAAACAACGAUCAAGAAUCCACUCCCCUGAGACCACCGUCCGAGGAAAGCAGCAAAGAAAAGCCCACGGAUGUUGUCAAACGGCCGAAAAGAGCAAUUCUGUUAGACUCGUGGCUUCUCGAGUCGAUAGCAGUGGGGUUCAGCGCGGGCUGUUUCAUCGCCAUCGCUGUCGUCUUAUAUGUAUUCGAUGGUAAACUGCGACCAGAGAUUGGCCACGAUAUCAACCUGAACACAAUCGUCUCGAUACUUGCGACGGGGUCCAAGUCAGCCUUGGUCUUUGCAGUUGGAGAAGCAAUCGGACAGUUGAAAUGGCUAUGGUUUCAAGAUCCCACAAAAGGCCAAAGCCCUCUGGUCAGCAUACAGAGAUUCGAUGCGGCAAGUCGGGGCCCUAUUGGCUCGCUCAUGAUCCUUGUGCACCAUCGGUCUUGUUCUCUUGUCUCACUCGGCGCCGCUGUGAUUGUUCUCUUGUUGGCUUUUGAUCCAUUCGUGCAACUAGUUUUGAAAUAUCCGGUUGGCUCAACUGAUGAUGCAAGUGCAACAUCCAGAGCAACUGCUCCGCAGCUCCGUCAAUGGAUCACCACGGGCGAUGACACGCGUGAUAUAGGCACUGCUUAUACUGAAGGGUAUUAUUCCCAAAGCCAGGACUUCAGUGUUCCUCCUAUCUGUUCUUCUGGCAAUUGCACCUGGGAUCAAUUCUCAUCGGUCGGCAUUUGCAGCCGUUGCACCAAUAUGUCCACAACCGCCAAAGUGAGCUGCAAAUCGGCGUCGACAGCCGCCAUACGUAAAGCUUGCAGUAUCACGUUUCCGGGGGGUUUCAUUUAUGAUUUCAAAGUCGUUCACAACCAAACCCACAGUAUGGCAAUCGAUACUAACAAAGACACAAUGUCGAUGUUGACGUCUCACGAUGUGACCUUCCCGAGUCCAGUCGUUUGGCAGCCAUUUUCCUACAACGCAUCAUGGAUCCUGCAGGUUGCGUCUGGUGCGGUGGACCGUCAGCUCCCCGAGUUCCCCAAUGCCACACUGGUUGGUGUGAAGGACCCCCAGGUCGCGGCAAUAUAUAUCGAAAUUGGGCUCAAGAACAGUUUCAUUCCAUCCAUUCAACGGAAUACCCUCUCGACAUGUCUACGCGACUAUGAGGUGAUUGUUGACAACGGAACGCCGUCUGUCAAAACCAAGAACAUCGAUUUCGGUACAAUAUACGAAGACACCAUUCCUGGCGGGCUGUGCUGGACGCCUGGCCCACCUGACAGUUUGGGCUUUCAAGAGGGAAAGAAUUUCACCUUUUGCGAGCCUAGAAUGAGCGAGUUGGUGAAUGUUCUAAAGUACUUCCCACAAGACCAAAGCAGAUCAUACACUUGGUAUUACAGUGACCUCGACGAAGAAAUUGGGUCAUAUAACCUUUCCAGGGAGAUUAACUCGAAUUAUGCGUUUCAACAAGAUCAGCUGAAUCGCAACGGUUUCGAAAAGAGCAUCGAAAAUAUGGCUGCUGCCCUGACUAAAUUCGGUCUCGAAGGGAUGAACCAGAGUGCCAAUGGAACCGUGCAAGUUACAAAGGUCUUCGUACACGUUCGAUGGCCAUGGUUGAUUCUGCCUGGGUGUUUAAUUGUUUUUGGAUCCAUCUUCUUGGUGAUCACCAUCGCUGUCAGCAGCAAGAGCCGAGCUCCUCUUUGGAAAUCAUCCGCUUUAGUGCCCUAUUACCACGGCCUUGAGGUUGAGGAUGAUGAUGAAAAUGAGUACCGGGCCUCCAGUGCCAUGGAGAAGAACGCGGAGAAAAACGAUGUUCGAUUGCGGCGAUCCACGACCAACGGGCGACUCAUGAUGCUACGAUGGCAAGAUGACACGGACGACUCAACAUCGAGUAUUCGGGGGGACUCAUCAAGUACUACCAGGUAG
This is a messenger RNA of Penicillium olsonii, 1932 nucleotides long. Lineage: Eukaryota; Fungi; Ascomycota; Eurotiomycetes; Eurotiales; Aspergillaceae. The record is from the annotation of a GenBank genome assembly.